This is a messenger RNA of Sphaerodactylus townsendi, 4860 nucleotides long. RefSeq names its product Rap guanine nucleotide exchange factor 3 (gene RAPGEF3). Gene Ontology annotation, cellular component: plasma membrane. NCBI's taxonomy places the organism in Eukaryota, Metazoa, Chordata, Lepidosauria, Squamata, Sphaerodactylidae. The transcript has 28 exons. Gene Ontology annotation, biological process: positive regulation of GTPase activity; Ras protein signal transduction. The coding region runs from base 272 to 3040 and encodes 922 amino acids. Gene Ontology annotation, molecular function: guanyl-nucleotide exchange factor activity. The record is from RefSeq and is a predicted model, not a curated record.
CUUUCUACUUGGGACUGCGUGUCUGACCAGGAAGCUUGAAGCAAGAUCCUGGUGGCUGCUGCUGUGUGCUAACAGGCGUGUUUGUGUGUGCCAACAAAUGGGUUUGCUUAGCAAAUGCGCCGGGUGUUGACGGCAAUCCAAAUGGAGUUGAGCAUGUCGUACGCUUUUGGGAUUCUGCCUGGGGGUUCUUCCGCUCGGUGGUGAACCUAGAACAGUCCAAACGCUCUCUGGCUUUCUAUGUGGAUUUCCCAAUGUGGACCGGACGCAGGAUAUGGAGGUGGCCUUGAACAGGCAGGGAAGGAGACAUGUUGGGCUUGGUGAUGUUACCCACAUGCCCCAGCUUUCUGGGGGGCUCACCAGCACUGGGCCAGAAGGAAACCUUCUCUAUGUGAUUUGGAGAAAGAUGCACCUGUUCCGCAGCUAUAGUUAUCAGAUCCAGCUGGAGGACCAGGAAGGUGUCACCCCGAGGAUUCAGGGUAUCCGAUGGACCCCUCUUCCGGACAGUGAAUCAGCACUGGUGUCUAGCCAUGACCAAAAGCAGGUAUCAUCAAACAGAAUUCAGAAGGCGGGGAGGCUUCUUGGCUCACACUUAGUAACCAUGUACCCGGACCUGAUCUGUGAUCACAAGCACCACCUCAGGCUUUACAGGCAGUGUUGUUCUGGGAGGGAACUGGUGGAUGCCCUGCUCAGCGCGGGACUCUCAGUUCAGACUCGUAGCCAAGCCCUUGGGCUCUGCCAGGUGCUGAUGGAUGAAGGAGUCCUUGCUCAUGUACGGCAAGAGAGCUAUUUCCAAGACCGCGAUUCCCAGUUUUUCCGCUUUGUCGCUCUGGAGCCAAGUGCCGGGGACCACAAUGGGGAGGAGCUACUGGAGGCACUGGCAUUGCUCUCUCAGUUGGGCCCUACUACCUUGCUGACCACCAUCUUGCGCAAACCCCCUGGCCACUGCACCGAUGAGGAGCUUGCACUGAUAUUUGAGGAGCUUCUGCACAUCAAUGCUGUCGCCCAUCUCUCCAAUUCAGUAAAAAGGGAACUGGCUGCUGUGCUACUAUUUGAGUCCCACACAAAGGCUGGAACUGUGUUGUUCAGCCAAGGGGACAAAGGCACUUCUUGGUAUAUCAUCUGGAAGGGAUCUGUCAAUGUUGUCACACAUGACAAGGGCUUAGUGUCCACCCUGCACGAGGGCGAUGACUUUGGGCAGCUGGCGCUGGUGAAUGAUGCCCCCCGUGCAGCCACCAUUAUCCUCCGAGAGGACAACUGCCAUUUCCUGCGUGUGAACAAACGGGAUUUCAAUCGUAUCCUCAAGGAUGUUGAAGCCAACACCCUACGACUGAAAGAGCAUCGAAAGGUGGUGCUUGUUCUGGAGAAGAAUUCACUAGGGGAUAGCUCCAGUCACCUUCCUGGGACUCCAGGGAGCAGUAGAUACACAGUUAUGGCUGGGACCCCUGAAAAGAUUCUUGAUUAUCUGCUGGAAACUAUGAGUCCAGACUCGACACUCUCUGACCCUAUAGAUACCCUCCUUGGAGACUUUCUGUUGACACACAACGUGUUCAUGCCUACACCACAGCUGUGCAGAAUUUUGCUUGAACACUUCCAUUCUGAGCCUUCUGAUGGCACCGAACAUGAUAAGGCUGCCUAUGCCCUGAACAAAAGGCGGAAGAUCCUUUGGCUGGUGAACCAGUGGCUGAUGCUUUAUGGACGCUUGCUACAGGCAGAAUCCAGCGCCUUGGCUUUCUUGCAGAGUCUGUCAGAACGUGCAGCCCAGGACACUCGUUUGGGUCCCAUUCUGAAAGAUCAGCUUCAGGAUCAUCGAAGGAACCGAAUGUUGGAAAAUGGCAGCAGCAAUACCAUGUCUGCAAAACUUCAGGUACGAAAUGCUGUGGACUGGUUUGCCAGCCAGGAGGAACCAUUUCUGAACAGCAGCUACACCAUCCGGGCCCAGGACAAAAUUGCAUACGACAUAUACAGGCCAGACUACUCCUGCCUCCCAACAGUGCUGCCGGUGAACGCUCCUGUGCAGGAGGUCCUUGCCUCACUGGGAGACAAUCACAGCUGGAGCAAAGAAUGGAUCCUAGUCAAGGUCAAUUCAGCAGGCGAUAAAGAGGUAUUGCCCAUGGAGUCCAUUGGCGUGUUUACAUCCCUGAGGUUGAACGAGAGACUCUUUGCUGUCAGCCGCCAUGAGCUUCAAACCUUGGCCCCACACCUUGAGCAGCUGGGCCCCACAGUGGGCUCCUGGGACAGCCUGGAUUUCAUCAGUUCCAAGGAUCUCUCUAACCAGCUCACAGAGCAUGACUGGAACCUCUUCAAGAGCAUCCAUCAGGUGGAGCUGAUUUACAGCAUUUUUGGGCAGCAGAAGUUCCCCAGUGUGACCACCGCCAACCUGGAGCGCUUCCUGCGUCGUUUCAACGAACUGCAGUUUUGGGUCACCACAGAGCUCUGCCUUUGCCCUGACAUUGUCAAGAGGGCCCAGCUGCUCCGCAAAUUCAUCAAGUUGGCUGCACACCUGAAGGACCAGAAGAACCUGAACUCCUUCUUUGCAGUGAUGUUUGGCUUGGGCCACUCCAGCAUCAGCCGCCUCUCUAGGACCUGGGAGAAGCUUCCACACAAGACUAGAAAGCUGUACAGCUCUCUGGAACGCAUGCUGGACCCAUCUUGGAAUCACCGAGUCUAUAGGCUGGCUAUGGCCAAAUUAACCCCACCCAUCAUCCCCUUUAUGCCUCUCCUUCUUAAAGACAUGACCUUCAUCCAUGAGGGGAAUCGAACAUUAGUGGACAAUCUUGUCAACUUUGAGAAGCUGCGCAUGAUGGCCAAGGCUGUUCGUCUCGUACAUCGCUGCCGGAGCCACCCCAACCUUCCACUGUCCCCCUUGCGGAGUCGUCCUCAGCACCUUCUGGAAGAAGCUCGAGCAAUGCGUGCCUCUACAUGUUCAGAGCAGUCCCUCAGUACCCGGAGCCUUGCUACUACCUGGGCUUACAUCCAGCACUUGAAGGUGAUUGACAACCAGAAGAAACUUUUACAGCUCUCACGAGAUCUCGAGUCUUGAUGUUGCAGAAGCCCCUCACUAGGACAUGCCAUGUACAUAGUGGGGCAAGAACUUCUAUGAAAGCCACCUUCUCAUGGGGGUUAGCCCUGCUUUCAAGACUAGCCAAUGAGCGAUGCUGAUGGGAAGAGAGUUUCCCUGAUUCCCUCUGCGGCACUCAAGAACUCAGUCCUGAAGCCAGGACAGUUGGUAUAGGCUGCGUCCAAGACUGGAGAAAGGAUAUGCGGCAUGCUAUUAUUCUUUUUGUAAGCUACAGACUUCCUGCCUUAUAAAGGACUACUUCAUGGAACAUAUUUGGCUGCCUUAGAGUGAGGCAAGCAAAAGUUCCCAUUAUCACUAACCAGUGUUCAAGAGAAAUGUAGAUUUCUAAAAAGUCUGUUACCAAACCGGCUUUCUUACAUUGCUUAGAACGCUGCUCGACGACAUCUCUGUCACUCAUCUCUCCUCUUGCCAGAGCUGGAUUUUUGCCUAAACUAAAUAAGCUGUGGUUUAGGGCCUUGGAUUUUGGGUGGGGUUGUCAGCUCUGGGUUGGGAAAUCCCAGGAGAUUUUGGCGGUGCAGUCUGUGAAGGGGAGGGACUUCAGUGGGGUAAAAUGCCAUGGUAUCCAUCUUCCAAAGCAGCCAUUGGCUCCACGUCACCUUGGAUAUCAGUUUGUAAUCUCAGGAGAGGACGAAAACACUGGGAGCUGAUUUGGUUGUGGGGGGUAAAAGUGGUACAAACUGCUUACCUCUUACCUAAUGUUCCUAGACUUCAAGAGAGAGAUCUAAGUAAAAUAAUGAUUCCAUGUUCCAAUACCAAUAAGAACUUUUAAAGCUGCUAUCAUGAUGAGCAUUUACACAUAGUUCAGAGCUCUCUUUUUUUUACCUCAAGGCUGUAUUAAUGGUUAUAAGAUACCUUCUCUCCUUCCCCGUGUUGUGCUGUGCUUUAAUUCCUACAAUAUAACAUUUUCAUGGAGGAGAGGUCUAUCAGCAGCUACUAACCAUUGUGACCAAAGGGGACUUCUGUGUUCAGAGACAGUAAAUCUUUGAAUAGUAAUGCCAAGAGACAGCCUAAGGGGAAAGCCUCAGCCUUUAUGCGCUGUUGCUGAACCUCCAGAGGAACUGGUUGACCUCUGCAUGAGGCAGAAUGCUGGCCCAGGUGGACCACUGGGCUAUUCUUGUCAUCAUAGGUUAUUUUGCAAGAGUUAAACAUUUUGAGAGCCUAAAUAAUUGACUGCAUCUAUGAAAGAACAGGCUGGGACCACGUUAGUCCAGGCUAGCCUGAUCUCGUCAAGUCUCAGAAUCUAAGCUGGGCUGGUCCUGACUAGCACUUGGAUGGAAGACCACCAAGGAAUACCAGGUCGCUGUACAGAGAAAGGCAAUGGCAAGCAACCUCUGUGAGUCCCUUGCCCUGAAAACCCUACUGGGUUGCCAUGAGUCAGCUCUGACUUGAUGCCCCUUUACAUAUGAAAGAACAGCAGCAGCAGUAGCCAGUCAGCCAAAUCCUUGACAUGGCCUGUGGUUUGUGGAUAUUUCAGAGAUUCCUCCUGAGUAGAAACCAUAAAACAAGUGGCAGGAGGCUUGAUCCAUAGCAGUGGUAUCAACAACGCUUUUGUCCUGGGCCCUGUUCAUGUAGCUGCUGUUCAGAAAUGGUCCCUCCUGGCUGGCAAACCACUCAAUAGCACUUUGCACCUAGGAACAAGAGAUAAGAAAAAAAUGUGAAAUGCUAUAAUGCCACACCCUCAUCAUUUAACAAAAUGGGAGUCGGUGGGUUUCUCCUCUUAUACAAGCCAUCCUCAUAUUUGCAGUCUUCUGGAAAAUGGAAAGAUAUUGUUUUCCAAGCAA